UGUUGUCGCGGGAAUUGACGGAAUUCCAUGGAGAAUCGGAUGCGGUGUGACGAACACGGCAGUUAUUACUACCGAAGGAAAGUUGUAUACGUGGGGGUGUGGCCAAGAUGGGCAGCUAGCCCAUGGGGUGGACGGCAGGUUGAACGCCUUAGUCCCGGCUCGUGCAGAGGGUCUUCCUGAUGAUAAGAAGGUUGUUGACAUAUCUCUGGGAGAGUCCCAUUCAGUAGCAGUACUUGAAGACGGCAGCGUAUGGGCAUGGGGGAAGAACAACCUCGGGCAGUGUGGCUGUGGAGUGCAUGCCAAAUCGAAUGAGAAUCUUUUCACAACUGGUAGAGAAUUACCGAAGCCGUACCCCCCGGGAGAAGUGAAAUUGCCGGCUGGAAAA
Messenger RNA from Perkinsus marinus ATCC 50983, 385 nucleotides. RefSeq lists its product as hypothetical. The record is from RefSeq and is a predicted model, not a curated record. Gene Ontology annotation, molecular function: guanyl-nucleotide exchange factor activity. The transcript is spliced from 4 exons. Gene Ontology annotation, cellular component: cytoplasm. Lineage: Eukaryota; Perkinsozoa; Perkinsida; Perkinsidae. The annotation marks the transcript as partial.